Messenger RNA from Aphanomyces astaci, 1194 nucleotides. RefSeq lists its product as hypothetical. NCBI's taxonomy places the organism in Eukaryota, Oomycota, Saprolegniomycetes, Saprolegniales, Verrucalvaceae. Bases 1 to 1194 code for a protein of 397 amino acids. The record is from RefSeq and is a predicted model, not a curated record. The transcript is spliced from 3 exons.
AUGACCCGCCAGUUGUUCACAUUACAAUUUGACACCUCCAACGUCCUACAUGCAUACAUGUACCACCAAAAAGUGCCUGCUAAGCCCAACGGUGAACAUGCCGGUGCCCCCGUUGCUACCCCACAGCCCCAGAACGGCCACAAGCACCUGACGUUGGAGGACCGCCGUGGAAUAUAUGAAAUGCCCCUAAGCGCGUCCGUGGGUGAUAUGCUCCCUCGUGGAGUGAUAACCAAGGCAGCACAACAGUUUCGAUGCCACGUACGGAUGAUCUCUCGCCUCUGGCAACGUGUACGAUUCUCGCUUCGCGGCGGUGGCCACACCGCCGAUGUCAAGCGAAGGUACUAUGUAUAUGAUGACGAGGAAGUGGUGGCAAGAUCGGUGAAGUCAAAGAAUUUAAUCACGAAGGUGAUGCUUUUGGCUGCUGUCGCCCGCCCCCGCUACGACCAUCAUGCCAAGAAGAUUUUGGACGGCAAAGUUGGCGUGUGGCCGUUAGUCCAAGUGUCUCCAUCCACACGAUCAAGUAAGAACCGACCCAGAAGGACGAUGAUCACCGUUCCUCACAUCGUGAAUUUCGAAGUGUACUUCGACUCGGUGGUCAACAAGGUCUGUGAUUGGUCCGCCUUGGAAACACCGAAACGUUCAAACUUUGAAAUGCCUGCCCCGCUGCUUCCCCAGCGAGUCCAAAGGCGGUACAACCUCGACAUGGGCAUCAAGCUACUCAUGGCCUAUGGGAAUACAAAUCUCUCGGAUAAGGCUAUUUCUGCACUAGAAGGUAUUCCAUGCACAACUUGGCAGACAUGGCUGAGUAAGAAGGACGCAUACCUCACCACUGAACGCAACAAACGGUGCUUGACACUUGGUUGUCAAGGGAGACCUGUCGCCAUGCAAUUCGCCAACGACUUGUUGGCCUUCAUGGAGGCCGUUCAAGCCGACAGCCACCUCUUGACCACUGCUCAUAUGGUCGCAUGGAUCAAGACCCAUCACCAAUCGUGGGUCGAGACGUACCUCCAACGGAAAGCCGCUAGUGGAACCGGGUACGAUGGAUUGUUGGGUCUGUGCCAACGUUUUGCCCACCGCCGUAGCUUUGGGCAGCGUGUACCUUGUUAUUCCAAGCUGAAACGAGCUGAGUUAGAAAAGCAGAAGGAUGCGUUUGCGGCGACCUUCUGGGAGAAGCACGGUGAGAAGCCCCUAUGA